This is a messenger RNA of Mesitornis unicolor (brown roatelo), 1901 nucleotides long. RefSeq names its product cysteine-rich secretory protein LCCL domain containing 1 (gene CRISPLD1). Gene Ontology annotation, cellular component: extracellular region. NCBI's taxonomy places the organism in Eukaryota, Metazoa, Chordata, Aves, Mesitornithiformes, Mesitornithidae. The record is from RefSeq and is a predicted model, not a curated record. Bases 323 to 1300 code for a protein of 325 amino acids. The transcript is spliced from 13 exons.
UUCUUAUAAAUUUUAGACAUGGGACACAGAACUGGAGAGAUCUGCAGAGUCGUGGGCUGAAACCUGUCUAUGGGAGCAUGGGCCUGCAAGCCUUCUUCCAUCGAUUGGGCAGAAUUUGGGGGCACACUGGGGAAGGUACAGACCUCCAACAUUUCAUGUCCAAGCAUGGUAUGAUGAAGUGAGAGAUUUCACGUAUCCCCAUCCUCAUGAAUGCAACCCAUAUUGUCCUUACAAAUGCUCUGGUCCUGUUUGUACACACUACACACAGGUUGUUUGGGCUACAAGUAGCAGAAUUGGUUGUGCAAUUAAUUUAUGUCAUAACAUGAACAUCUGGGGACAAAUUUGGCCAAAAGCAGUCUAUCUUGUAUGCAAUUAUUCUCCUAAGGGUAACUGGUGGGGUCAUGCUCCUUACAAACCUGGCCGCCCUUGUUCCGCAUGUCCCCCUAGUUUUGGAGGAGGUUGCAGAGAAAACCUUUGUUACAGAGAAGAUUCAGAAAGGCCUUAUUCUCCCCAUGAACCAGAAGAGGAAACGAAUGAGAUUGAACGACAGCGAUCCAAAGCCCAGGAUGCAAUGGCACAAAGCCGGCCAAGAACUCAUUCACCUUCAGGCUCUGCUGGCACUGAUGAUAGUGAGAAAAAUGAAGUUAUAAGCACACAGCAAAUGUCUCAGAUUGUUUCAUGUGAAAUAAGGCUAAGAGAUCAGUGCAAAGGAACAACUUGCAAUAGGUAUGAAUGUCCUGCUGGCUGUUUGGAUAGCAAAGCCAAAGUUAUUGGAAGCGUACAUUAUGAAAUGCAAUCCAGUAUUUGUAAAGCUGCCAUGCAUUAUGGCAUCCUAGACAAUGAAGGAGGUUGGGUUGAUGUGACUAGGCAAGGAAGGAAAAAUUACUUUAUCAAGUCUUACAGAAAUGGCAUUCAGUCAAUUGGAAAAUACCAGUCCGCUAAUUCCUUCACUGUCUCUAAAGUAACAGUUCAAGCUAUCACCUGUGAAACAACAGUGGAACAACUGUGCCCAUUUCAAAAACCAGCCUCACACUGCCCAAGGGUGUAUUGUCCUCACAACUGUAUGCAGGCAAAUCCACACUAUGCUCGUGUGAUUGGAACACGAAUUUAUUCUGAUAUAUCCAGUAUCUGCCGGGCAGCAGUACAUGCUGGUGUAAUUCCCAACCAGGGUGGUUAUGUUGAUGUUAUGCCAGUAGACAGAAGAAAGGUGUAUGUUGCUUCCUUCCAAAAUGGGAUAUACUCAGAAAGUUUACAGAAUCCUCCAGGAAGCAAGGCAUUCAGAGUAUUUGCUGUUGUUUGAGUCUAUCAAGUAAAAUGUAAAGCAGACAAGUUAAUCUCCAGAGCUCUUGGAAAAGAAUAAUAAAGCCCAUUUCUUGUAAUUCCUAAAAAUUGUAUAAAGCUGUAACAUUAUUGUACAGAAGAUGUAUACUGCUUUCCACCAAAAAAAAUAAAUUACAUUUAUAUCAUAAUAAAAAUAAUCUGUAAAAGUAAACAUGGGAGAAAAAAUAAUUUGAAAAUCUAUAAUGAUAUAUAACAAUAUUUUGAAUCCUGUGUUAAAUAUUGCUAUAUUUUCUUAGCAGUUACUCCUAUACACUUAAUUCAAAGCUCAUAAAUGUUCUUUGUUUUCUUCAUCUGAAUAUAUUAUUGUAUGGUGCUUUAUAUAUGCCACUAGCAGUAACCUUAAAACUAUACCAUAGGGAGGCCUGAGUUUUUAUUUCUUAUGUACAUAAAAGAAGCUAUCCCCAUAAUUCAAUAUAAUAAAUCAUGCCUUAAAGUAAAAUAAAAAUAUAUAUAACUUUUUGAUGAUUUACAGUAGCAUUAGCCAUGCAAGCGUAAAUGAAGAGCUAGAGUGUUUUCAGUUUCACAAUAAUCAUAAGUACAACUACCUAUUUUGAAGUUAA